Molecule: messenger RNA, 837 nt
Organism: Drosophila montana
Lineage: Eukaryota; Metazoa; Arthropoda; Insecta; Diptera; Drosophilidae
Exons: 2
Coding region: 75-665 (196 amino acids)
Source: RefSeq, a predicted model, not a curated record
CGGCCCGUGGCUCGACACGGGAUCAGUCUGAAAAGCGAGCAGCACACGACAGCACGAACAAUUGACUUUGUAAAAUGCCAACCAAGAUUAAGUUGCAAUUGUUGUGCCUGCUCUGGCUGAUGAUGCACGGCCAAGUGCACGGACAAGACAUUGAGCCCGAAUUCCCAGAGGACUUUCCCACAACCACAACCGAGGCUCCCACAACCACAACCGAGGCUCCCACAACCACAACAACCACAACAACAGAGCUGCCCACCACCACACCAGCACGAACCACAACUGAAGCAGACACAGAAGCACCUACAACCACUACUACAAUACCCAGCACCACCAGCAGCACCACCGAGGAUGUGGAGAUCAGCUUGCCGGACUUGCCGACCUUUGCACCGCCAGAGCUACCUCCCUCUACGAGGCCGCCAGUAGCACCACAUUACCCCAACUUUUUUCCCUGGUUCUGGGACGUGGUUCAAGGUAUGCUGCAGCGCUGCUAUCUGACGGAGCAGGAGGAGCGGACGCAUUACCGCUGGACCUGCGGAUACUCCAGCUGGCUGCCAACGACAACCUGUUAUCGCUGCUGUUACUACGGCGACAGUGGGUUUGCCGGCUGCAGCAAGCUGCACAGUGGACGCUGUAGCAAUAUAAACUAUGACAGCUGGGAGACCUAAUCUUAGCAAAUGGGUAUUACCCCUAAUCGAAAGAGGGAGCGAGAGGGAGAGCUGGAUGAUUAACUAAUCCAACAUCGCUUAAAUUUGUCGCACUUUUCAGCAACUUAAAAAAUAUAUGUAUAUAAAAAUAAAUAUUCAUUAAAAGUUACGGGUAUUCGCUAGACUCUAGCUA